This is a messenger RNA of Branchiostoma belcheri (Belcher's lancelet), 5615 nucleotides long. RefSeq names its product mucin-like protein. The record is from RefSeq and is a predicted model, not a curated record. Gene Ontology annotation, biological process: cell-matrix adhesion. Gene Ontology annotation, molecular function: calcium ion binding. NCBI's taxonomy places the organism in Eukaryota, Metazoa, Chordata, Leptocardii, Amphioxiformes, Branchiostomatidae. The transcript has 29 exons. The coding region runs from base 1 to 4545 and encodes 1514 amino acids.
AUGACUCGGCCGGAUGGGAGCGUGUGUUCCUCCAGAGAGUCCCGGCAGGUCAGUAUCCUGGUGGAGACACGGAGGAGGCGACAGUCCGGCAUCUGGGACGCUAUUGAAGAUGCUUUGCGGAUGUCCACUCCUAGACCUGGAAUCCUGGAGGUCCGGUACGUUCAGCAGUAUUAUAUCCACUACCAGUGUUGCCCUGGAUGGAACAAAAUCAACGACACAUGCCAAGCGGACUGCUAUUCACCAUGUCAACAUGGCCUGUGUGUCGACACUAAUGUGUGUGAAUGCGAAGAAGGCUGGAUGGGAGGGCAGUGCGAUGAAGACGAAGAUGAGUGUUGGUUUGGGUCAGACGAGUGUAACCCGGACAUCAGUGACUGUGAGAACACAGUAGGCUCCUACAACUGCCGCUGUCAUGACGGGUACUUCAAUGCGAACAGGACUUACUGCACAGAUGUGGUGGCCGUUGAUGAAUGUGCAACAGGCAACGGCGGUUGUGAGCAGACCUGCGUGAACACAUUAACGUCCUACUAUUGUACCUGCAACAACGGCUUCAACCUAGCAGCGGACGGACAUACAUGUAACAACAUCAACGAAUGUUUGGUGGACAACGGCGGAUGUGAGCACACGUGCAGAGACACCGUCGGAAGUUACGAAUGUUCAUGUCGCUCUCGCCACCGUCUCGUCAGCGGAACGGAAUGCCGUGAGAACGACAUGUACCCGUAUGGCGACGAAAUCGGUCAAAAACACAAGGUCUGGGACUACGAGCGAUGUUUGAAAGUGCCAACACCGCCAGAAGGCUUCCGUUUCUUCACAGAACGUUACUUCAACAUGUGGCUUUGUGACAACGGCCUUCUUUCAUUCACGAGCAUCGCAAGGCCCAACUCCCCCGUCCGCCUGUCCGAUCCGCAGUGGUUGAAGCGGGCCGUCCUCGUCCCUUACCUCGCACGGUCCGACCCGACACUCUUCAACAGCCUUCCCCAGAAGGACCAGACGAAGAUCUACUACAGCAUCCACCUACAGGGGGACGGAGACAGCCACACGGAAAACAUUCUGAACAGGGCGAGUCAAGACGGCAGGAGCACGCCAAGGUACUUUCUACCAGACUACCAGGCUGUGUGGGCAAUGGUGAUCACCUGGGCAAACCUUCCACCAAGCCUGGCCGCCUUCAGAGGAGAGAGACCGGUGCCGCUGAAAGUCAUGAGGAGAAACACCUUUCAACUGGUUAUUUCUACCGAUGGAUGUCAGUCAUUUGCCAAUUUUAUCUACCCGGCAUUAAAACAAGAAUGGUUCACGGAAGCUGAAGCGAGGAUUGCCAGAACAGACAGAAGGAGUAAAAUAAGAUCAUCUGAGAUACUCAACCCAGCUGUUGCCGGCUACAGCGCGGGAAACGGGAACAGAGAAAACCAAGAGGAGAUUGGACAUGGGUCCAGAAUGAAGACUCUUUUCCGCAUACCUAGCACAUAUGGAGGGAACUUCAAAUACGCCCUGCAGGAAGCUGGAGACACGUGUCCGAGUCAGGCGGUGGCGGAGUGCGGGGCGUGGCUUCGGCUCAACCCGGUAAUUCCUGAAACACUCCCGGGUUACAACCUCGUGCCCGUUCCCGGGUCAUGUCCCUGUACAGCCGAACAGGCCUACUUUGACAGAAGCUACAGCUUCUCCGUCAAGAAUUCCAGAUCCUGCGCUACAAGCCGUAUCAAGGUGCGCUCGUACGUGGGAUCGCAGGUGUACCGCAUGUGGCGGACGUGCUGUUACCAGCCCAGCUACUGGUACCGCCACAUCGCCUACUACAGCUACCUGCGGCCGGGAUGGAGACAUGCACAGGCGUGGAGGAUCGGCGGAGGGUCCCUCAUCUCCGGGCAGCUUGGCGGGAACCUUGUGGUGAACAAUGCGGCGCUGGAUGAGGUAGGGCGGCAGAGUUGUUGUGAGGGUUCCUCCAGUUAUCACUGUCAGCUGUUCAGAGAGCGCCGUCCUCUGUCUGUGCCGACCUGCGCUACCAGCUGUAGACAUUACGACGUCACCUCAGCUCUCUCCUGGUCCAGAUAUGACCCGCAUAUCCGCACGUUAGACGGUGCAGAGUUCACCUUUAACGGCCUGGGAGAAUACGUCCUUCUGGACGCCAAUAGUAACGAGUACCAGUUCCAAGGGCGUACUGCGUAUGCAUCAGGAACCAGUCAUGCAACCAGCUUCUCUGCCAUCGUGGCCUACCAGCGAGACCACCCACCUGUCCAGAUAAACCUAGUUGCAGAAAACAACGUGCAGCUCUAUAUGAACGGCACUCUUGUGGACACCGGCUUCCCUUUUAAAAACGACACCUACGAGUUUGAAGAUGACGACAGCGUUGCAGUCUACCCAAACCCGUCAGACCCCCCAUCCGUGUUGAUAUUCUUCAACAACGCCCUGUCUGUCAAAGUCACUCCAGCUAAGUCAAUGCUGCACUUUGAGUUUGCUGUACCAGACCAAUUCAGAGGUAAAAUAUCGGGUUUGUUGGGCAACUUUGACGAUGAUACAGCCAACGACUUCGUUGCGUUUGACGGCACCCUCCUGUCUGCAGAUGCGUCCGAGAGACAACUGUACGAGGAGUUUGGAGAGACAUGGAGAGUCUCCGAAGCAGACGGACCAAAGAAGACCAGGUUUACGUACGGACCAGGGGAGAACACCGACAGUUUCAAAAACGACUCAUUCGUACCACAAUUCUCUAAUGAGAUGAACGCUUCCUCCGAUCCACUGUACCAUAACGCUACAGAAAUCUGCGGCAGCCGCCUGGACUGUGUAUUUGACAUCAUACAGACACAGGACUUGUCCGUCGGCGAAGCAGCGAUUCAGACUCAGCAGAACUUUGAUCAGGAAGUCUUUAACAGAGAACAAUUUCCACCGACGGUUGAUGGCCCGGAGAGAGUAGUUGCUACGGUUGGUGACCUUCUUGAGUUCUCAGUAAGCGCGACUGACCGCAAUAGAGUCAAACGCAGUUCCGAGAAGAACAAUAUUACGUUCGAGUUGGGGGGGAGAGUACCACCAGAAGUCAAUUUCGUAACUGACGGCGACACAGCAACUUUCUCCUGGAACGUGUCAUCAACGGAACCGUUCGAUUUAAAGAUUGACGUGACCAAUGAGAACAACGCUACCGCACAGUUUUGGCCGACUGUGUACCUGUGCGAGUGCCGACAUGGCGGCUUCUGUGACCAGGAUACGGAAGAAGAAGGGAACUUUACCUCUCUGAGCAACGGAACUAGAAAAUUUGAAGAGUUGCCGUGUACGUGUACCGCUGGGUACACUGGGGAAAACUGCGAGAGCGAACUGGACGCCUGCGCGGAGAACUUCAACCCUUGCUUCGCGGGAGUACCUUGCGAGGAUCUCCCACCUCCCGCCGGUAUGGACGGGUACGUUUGUGGGGAGUGUCCGGCAGGAUUUGAAGGAGACGGGCAAAAGUGUACAGACAUAGACGAAUGCUUUACCGAGAAAGGAGCGAUAUGCCACCAUUUCUGUGUCAACACCCUGGGCAACUUCAGCUGCGGGUGCAGUGAAGGGUUCUACCUGGCUGAAGACCAGGCCACAUGUAUAGAUGUGGACGAAUGUGCGUUUUUGAACAACUGUAGCCAAUUGUGCAUUAACAGCAACGGUUCAUACGACUGUGACUGUUUGGAUGGGUUUACAUUGUCUUCGAAUGGACAGGACUGUGAAGCUGCAAAUCCCUGCACGUCAAGUAACAACCCCGGCUGCGCCCCGGAGACCAGCUGGUGCCUGGUGAACGACAGUGGGUCUGCCGUGUGCGUGUGUUUCAGGGGGUUCCAGUUGUCGGGAGACGGCGUCACAUGUGAAGACGCGGACGAAUGUUCUACUGGGGACAAUCACUGUAACCAGCUGUGUAACAACACACUGGGAAGUUACGAGUGCUACUGUGAAGACGGGUAUGAGCUAACGGACAGCCUGAUCAAACCAUGCGAAGACCUCGACGAGUGUUUGGAGGGCACUCACAACUGCUCCACUAGAGAAGAGUGUGUCAACCAGGCCGGAGGUUAUAAGUGUGCCUGUCCGGAGGGGACCGAACGACUUGACAGCCAAUGUGUCGAAUUAUUGCCUUCCAGCACUACUGGAAAUACGGUGACAGAACAGACACUUCGUUCAUCGACUGAGUCUACGACAAUCCUACAAACAAGGCAAACGGACAAGAUGUCAGCUUCCACAACAACGAUCAGUUCUCGUCCAACUCCUAGCACAGAGAAUCCACAAGAGGCUACAACCAUGUCGACUAUGGUAGCAACGCCAUAUCGAGAGCUAACUACUGAAGCACCCGAAGAAGAAGUUGAAGAAAAGUUCCCGCUGGUCCAGGUCGUUGCCGCGAGUGUUGCGGGAGUAGUUGUACUGGUUGCCGUGACCAUCACCACAGCCGUCUGCUGCAAAAAAAAUUCAUUGCGUCGCAGCGCUCCUGCAGACAUCUAUGGCCCCAGCAUACCACCACCACCGUCGACUUACCGAAGCAGCUCUGAUGGCAUUUCACCCAAAGCCUGGGGAGUAGAUUCUCCGUUUACACUCAACGAUGACGACGUCUAAAUAUAAUGAAGAAACAUGUUUUCUGUACAUAGCGUUAUUUUGUGUGUGAUGUUAUAUGCUCGACCGCAAUCCGUCCAUCCACCUGUCCUAUAGGGCAGACACCACAUAUGCAUUGCUCAGUAUACGCCUAAAAAUGGGAACGAUUGUAGUGCCUAGUUAAUACCUUUGAAAAUCCCUUUUCUCUUGAAAGUUUUGGUCCAUUUGGGAGUUUUUUGGGCUGGAAGGCACAGGUAGGGUCUAAAAUUUCCUACUUUGGUCAAGGUUUGUUUAUUUUACCAGUUUAUUUGGCGUAAAGAGAGAUGUGAGUGGUUUGGUCUUGUCUGGCCUGUGCGGAUGGAUACCAUGGAAAAUUAGGUCAAAGUUGAGGUUUUGUUACUAUCAUCAGCUGCGCCGGGAAUUUGACCAGGUCGUCCCCCUGUUUCCUUUCGGUAUUUGGGAAUCAGACCCUUGUGGCUACCUGGUGCAGAAAAAUUGUCGAGAUUGAAGUAUGGGCAAGUACUUUCAUGAGGACUUCUGUGUAUUUAAGCAUGUGUUCCUAUGGCCAAAUCUAAUAGUGCUGUCUGCCCUAUAGCUAUUCGAAAGCUGAAGGGGUGGCAAUCAGAAAACUGAUAUAUAAUCAGAAAAAUAUGAUGAGCAGUUUUGUCUUGUUUUGAAAACACUGUUGCUUGUUACUUAUUGCUCCAUCUUCUCGUAUAACAUAACGAUUUCCACUGUUGCAGAAGCGUUAUUCUAUGCAACGCUGAUAAAAUGUUUAAUGGGUUUUGCAACGUUAUCCACUUUUUAAAAACACGCAAGAAACCUAACAAUUAUCAAUAUUCCUUUCAGUAAUAUGUUAAAUGACACAGUUAUGAUUUGAUUUCUUUUUAUACUUCUUACUUUUUUCAUAUGUAAAUAUUUUCCAAAUGUUCUGUAUACUGAAUAAAGCUGAAAUAAAAAUAUGUUUGUUAUUAUAUUUUUUUUUGUUUCUCAAGCCUAGGCAAAGCUACAAGCCUCUACUGUCUUGUGAACUCCAGACGCUUAGCAUUUACAACCUAUACAAUGUAUAAAAAGGAAAAUUAUAAUUAAAAGCG